AUGGCGCGUGUCAUGAGGACUGGCUCGGGUUCGGCCAGGCGGGCUCCGAGUCGGGUUGUUGAUAGGAGACCUCGGAGACAUAAGGUCAUUAUGGAGUCUGUGACCCAAGAAAAGAAGAAGCUUCGAAGUGUUAUCUGUUUUGAAGCGCAAGCACCAAGUGGCUAUACCUUCAUUCCCGCAGGAAACCCACAACUUACCACUGCAUGUAAGGAGCGAUGUCGAGAUGAGGGGCUUCAGAUUCAUGCAGUAUCGACUACCCCACACCAUCGCUCACACAAUCUGUCCCAGCACGUGCAUCGGAUAGGAUAUCAUUUUCCCAGUACUGUGGUGGCAGCUGUUUGCUCGGAGUUGGGGUUCUACCUCACAACCACCGGCAAAACAGUUCCCAUCUAUGCUAUUGCCAAGACAGAGGAUCACAGGCGGGCUGAUGCUGAUAUUUCUCAAGUAACCUUGAACACAGAAGCGCGGGAUGCCAUCAGAGAUCUCUUCCCAAACAUACCAGACGAAGAUUUGAAUCAGAUUAUCAAGACUGCGUUUCAAAAGGGCACUAAAAAAGUCGGGACGGCCACUGAAUUGCCUAUGGCCCGCAGAGCCCAAUUGGCUGUAGUUGCUCAUGUUCGACAUGUCUACACUGAUUAUGAUCGCCUCCUUAAAUUGACUUCAUUCCAUGAAGCAAGAGGCAAUGUUGAACACACAACCCUAGCAAAAGUCAUCGAAUGGCGAGGAGACGAUGAGAAUGGCCAAACAGUUCUGGAAGAUGUUUUCCGCGAGGUCAUCGUUAUCUCCGAUGAUGACGAUAGUGAAUCGGAAGAAGAUGCAGCUUCCACAGCAGCUCAACAAAACACUAGCGUGGAAAUACUUCCUAGCGAUCAUUGUGCGCAGGAAAUCAUGAGCCAACCCAUCAACAACGCGAAAGCUCUCGGUCAAGAUCAUCCGCGGGAGCUAUCCGAGGAAGCACCGCCUGGAUUCCGGUUUGUCACAAGAUCACCAGCGAAAGAUACCAUCAACCGUCGUGGUUUUAAUAGAUAUCAAGCAUGGAAUCGCGCCCUCCAGGAAUAUAGAGACGGUAUACAGGGCUCUGAACAACCUAGAUUUGCUGGUGCUCCAGCUGAAAAUGAAAGCUCACGAUACUCCGAGCAGCGCAUGACUGCUCAGGAAGCACCCGCUGCUAGAUCCCAGGAUAUAUUAUCCAAGCACGCGGGACCUCAUCGGCGAGUCGUUCCAGGCUCGGCCAGUAUUGAUAAACAAGCACAGCGAGUGCUCGCCAUUCCACUAAUGGAUCGACAGGUGGCUAAGGGACAUGUAGGUGUCCAGGAUAGCCAUAUUCACUCGGAUCACCAGCAGAAAUAUUCCAUGCAUGAGCUCAACACCAGGCCACUCAAACUAACCAGUCAGGAAUCCCCCGAGUUGCAAAUCUUAGAAGAAUUCUCUGGACCCAGAAAUAUGAAAAUGGCACCCUCGCAAGAUGGUCCACCCUUGAGAACAGAUGCUAGGUUCCGACGAGAAAGACUGCCUCCUCAGUCGGACAGGAUCAACGCACCUGUGUUCGUGAGAGGACCAAAGGAGAACCGUCCUCAAUUGACUCCAUCAGGACGCCAUCUUGAACCCGUCAGUUUACCUCCUCCCAGGUCGGAUUCAAACAUACAGGACUCGAUCUUGCCGUCAAUUGAAAAUUCCUGGCCAUCGGAAACCCGACGGGCUGAUGGCGCGCAUCCUUUGGUGCAUAUGACGAACAGAAUGUCACUCCGAUCGGUUACACCUGGACAUCUUCAUGGAGAGACCAUGCAUCACUCCGAGGUCAUCGAAACUGAAGGAGACAGCGGGCAAGCUAGCAAAAGAAGGCGUUUGACAUACCAUGAAGGUGCUCGACCUGAAUCCCGCCCAGGGCCAUGGAGUGUGAGGUCCAUUGGACUUCCCGUUUCCGGUGGAUUCGGGCCAAACUCUUAUCGUCGCGUUGAUUCCCUUCCAGAUCAUCGUCCACAGGACCAUCCUCAUUUCCGUCGGAAUUAUCACCCAGUGGAACAGUUUUCUCUCGUAGGACACCAGCGAGAAAGGAACACGAUCCCUUACCUCAACGGGCAGCGUACCCUUGAUACAAGGUCAGUCUUGGGUCGACAGCAUAUCAGUGGACCACGCGAGCCUCAAAAUCAAUACGGGGCUCCCAGUGCCAGUAUCCUUGUUUCGGAAGGCGACCGUACCUUCAGAGCUGCCCCAGCUGUUUCCAAUAUUGGACCUUGGCAUCCCUACCAUGGUGAUCGUAGUCUCCGUUCCGGCCGUGUUCCAAAAGAGUCGUGGGCCAUGCGUCGGACUCGCAUUGAUGGCGCCCACUCUUUACCAGAGAAAUUUCAACCAGACAGGAACAUGUAUGCCGAUGGCUUCGUUCGGCAUGUUGACCACCGUGAGCCCCCUCCAUUUGAAUACGUUGGCAGACGCCUGGAACCCGAGUGCAAGGCCAAUGGAGAGCUUUCUCAGCCUGCUCGGGCUAGGGAUCUUGAGUAUAUUGGCACAAAACAUUUGUCUCAGACACAUGUUUCGUCAGAUCAACACCGCCCACUGCCCAUAGGCUCGAAAGCGGCUCCUUCCCAUGAGCACGUUCGUACCUUUUCAGACCCUACCGCAGGCAAGAUUCAGCCUCGCGUGUCCCUCCCUCAGGUCCCCCGUGAAAUGCCAGUCAGUGGCGGGUUCACCUCCUUGCGCUCAUCGUACAACCACCCUCCAUCGACUCAGAGUCCGGAGCAAAACCGCCCAGUCUACGUUCAAAGGGUUGAACCACGCUCGCCCUACUAUUCCGUCCUCGAUGAAAGACCCAUUGUCAUCGUUGAUUAA
Penicillium paradoxum is the source of this 2826-nucleotide messenger RNA. RefSeq names its product DUF2293 domain-containing protein. Bases 1 to 2826 code for a protein of 941 amino acids. The record is from RefSeq and is a predicted model, not a curated record. The transcript has 5 exons. NCBI's taxonomy places the organism in Eukaryota, Fungi, Ascomycota, Eurotiomycetes, Eurotiales, Aspergillaceae.